Molecule: messenger RNA, 1224 nt
Organism: Durio zibethinus
Lineage: Eukaryota; Viridiplantae; Streptophyta; Magnoliopsida; Malvales; Malvaceae
Source: RefSeq, a predicted model, not a curated record
UAUAUAGCACAUUCUCAUAUAAGCCCGAUGGGGUCAUCCGUAGUUAUAUAGAAAACCGUCAAAAGUGCCGGCUGUGGUUUCGCUUAAUAUUUUUGUUGGUUUGCAAAAAAAAAAAAAAAAAGAAGGCGAUUGCAGAAGAGAGAAAAUUAGGAGGGGGAAAGGUUAUACGCAACGCCAACGCAACGAACAAAGGCCUAAUUGAAUCGAACAUUGAUGCUCUCCCUUCCCUUUAUUCUAGCUCCAAUUCGUAUCUUGUUCUGCAAAUUCUCAAAAUUUAAAGAAUUUUUGAGAUCCAAACCCAAACAAAGCAUAAAGCCGAAAGGCAGGGAAAGAAGAAGGGAAGUGAUGAUAACGCGAUCGAAUUUAGCAGAGCAGUUGAGAGAGUAUCAGAUUCGAUCUAAGCACGAUUGGGCCUCCGUUUCGUUUUUCUCAUCAACGUCUAAUCUUACAUCUUCUAGGUGGUCAAAGAAAGAGAACUUGACUCUGGAGUUAGUCCUUACGAUGUGCAUUAGCCCUCAGAAAGUAAAGAAAAAGGAUGCUUUGAAAUUGUUGAUUCAUCUUAAUUUUCAUCAGAAAUAGAAAAUUAGGUGGCUUAAACAACAUGCCUGUGGCGGCGAGGGUUGUUUUGUGUAGUUGAUUUGUGGGAGUUUGUUGUAUCACAUUUUGUUAAUUCUGUACCAACAAUUAUAUUCUGUUGUUAAUACUUGUUAUACUGCUAUUAUCAACUCUUGCUUUUUCUACUUGUCUUGUUUUCUAUAUUGUAUAUUUUCAAUUGACUGAAUUGUGUGGUUGGUUUAAAACUAACUGUUUGAUUGUAGGAGUAUACAUGUGUGCUUCAAUCUUGCCAUUCACUUAGCUGUUAUGAUUGUGUGUCGUUUGUAUCUCAAAGUUUUUCCAUAGCUUUUAUGAAGUAUCUACAAGACCAGAAUGCUUGCUAACUCCACUGGCAAUUGGUGCUUUAUAUAAUUGUUUGGAUAUGUUCAGGUUAUGGGGGGCUAGGCUAGGAGUCCAUAUUAUUCAGAUGCUUGCUCAAAUUAGGAAUUCUUGGUGCUAGAAAUUGAAAAUAAAUAUCUGGUAGCCUUGGAUCUGUGCUUUGCAACAUGUGUGCAUUUGAGAUUUUUGUGUUAUUGAUGGAUGGAAAAUAUUCAUUGCUUUGAUAUGUUUGUACUUUGUCCUAGUUUUGACAUGUUUGUAAGGUUAUGAUUGAGAUUAAUAAAUUGUAUG